Messenger RNA from Truncatella angustata, 1761 nucleotides. RefSeq names its product glucose oxidase. The transcript has 6 exons. NCBI's taxonomy places the organism in Eukaryota, Fungi, Ascomycota, Sordariomycetes, Amphisphaeriales, Sporocadaceae. The coding region runs from base 1 to 1761 and encodes 586 amino acids. Gene Ontology annotation, molecular function: flavin adenine dinucleotide binding; oxidoreductase activity, acting on CH-OH group of donors. The record is from RefSeq and is a predicted model, not a curated record.
AUGGAAAGUACCCUUCUGAUGCCAUCAGCAGCAUGGCCACCGUCCCACGUACUCGGGAGUUGCGAGACCUUCGACUACGUCAUUGUGGGAGGUGGCACAGCCGGUCUCGUCCUCGCGAAUCGGCUCUCUGAGGACCCCAGCAGUACUGUCGUCGUUAUCGAGGCAGGAACCGAUGUGCGUGACUAUCCCAAUGUGACACGAAUCGACAACCCCGGGUUAGACUAUAUCAAUGGCUCUAUAGACUAUCAAUAUAGCUCAGUUCCGCAGGAUGGGCUAGGCAAUCGCUCCUUGUUGUACCAUGCUGGUAAAGGACUGGGUGGAACCAGCAACAUCAACGGUAUGGACUACAUUCGUGGAGACAAGGCCCAGUUUGAUGCUUGGGAAACACUGGGGAACGAGGGAUGGAAUUGGGAUAACCUCUUUCCCUACUUCAUACGCUCGGAAAACUUCACAGUUCCGACGGCGGCACAGGUAGCCUCGGGAGCUUCGUAUGAGCCUGAGUUUCAUGGCGAACAAGGCUUCUUGACGACCGGAUUCAGCCCCGGGCUUAGCAACAGCUCAUUUUACGAUGAUUACUUGCAGAGCGGGAACGAGCUUGGUAUUCCCCGGAAUCCUGACGUGGGUAGCGGCCUUACCGAGGGCCUCAGUGUCUUUCCCCAAACUCUGGAUCCGGUCACGGGCACCCGAGAACCAAGUGCUCGGGCUUAUUAUCAGCCCGUCGAGGAUAGGCCGAACCUCAAGGUUAUACAAGGGACUGUCAACAGGAUUACGUGGGGAGAGACAUAUGGUAAAGACAUUCUAGCCACUGGCAUCGAGUAUACCAACACUUUGGGAGAGCUCUCCCAAGUAGGAGUAGCGAAAGAAGUGAUUGUUUCUGCAGGUACAUUUCGAAGCCCGUUGAUAUUGGAGGCCUCGGGGAUUGGAAAUCCUGCUAUACUCUCUAGUCACAACAUCGAGACACGGGUCAAGCUUCCUGGCGUUGGCGAAGGCAUGCAAGACCAGCAACUUGUCGGCCUCGUAUAUCCCAGCAGCAAAGAUAUUACUGGAACUACGCCCUAUGCCACGUUUGCCAAUGCCGAGGACAUCUUCGGCAAUGAUGCCUCCUCCAUCGCAGAGACUACUGAAGCCGAGCUCGCGACGUGGGCGCAGACUGUGUCUACCUCCCUCAACGGCGCCAUCAGCGCCGAAGCGCUCGAGACGAGGUUUCAGGUCCAACAUGACCUAAUAUUCAAGGACAAUGCCACAUUUGUGGAGAUCAUCCCAAUCGCGUCCUCAGGCGUCAUUGGCACCGCGUUCUGGACACUGCUCCCGUUCUCGUGGGGCAGUGUCCACCUUAAUACUUCCAGUGCUGCAGACUAUCCCAUUAUCAGCCCCAACUUCAUAACGCUUGAUUUCGACAAAGACGUGCUGACCGCUGCGGGCCGCCGGUUGCGCCAGCUGUGGAAUACAGCGCCCUUGAGCGGCUGGGUAGCGGACCAGGCUGGGUUGGGCAUACCCCCUCUAAACGCGACCGACGACACGUGGUUGCAGUACAUAAUCUCAGGGGUGUCCACCAAUUAUCACUCCAUCGGCACCUGCGCGAUGCUGCCGCGCGACCUGGAAGGAGUGGUGGAUUCUGGGCUGAAGGUCUACGGCACGCGGAACGUGAGAGUCGUGGAUGCGUCCGUCGUGCCAAUACAGAUGAGCGGCCACCCUACCGCAACGUUGUAUGGCCUCGCUGAGAGAGCCGCGGAUUUGAUCAAAGCAGGUUCAUCUGCGUAG